Cucurbita moschata (crookneck pumpkin) is the source of this 943-nucleotide messenger RNA. RefSeq names its product zinc finger A20 and AN1 domain-containing stress-associated protein 5-like. The transcript has a single exon. Lineage: Eukaryota; Viridiplantae; Streptophyta; Magnoliopsida; Cucurbitales; Cucurbitaceae. Bases 163 to 651 code for a protein of 162 amino acids. Gene Ontology annotation, biological process: protein ubiquitination. The record is from RefSeq and is a predicted model, not a curated record. Gene Ontology annotation, molecular function: zinc ion binding; DNA binding; ubiquitin-protein transferase activity.
CUCACCGACCUUUCAAUCCCUUCAUAUUCCUUAUUUCCCCGUUUCUCUCUCAUCCCCUCUAAUAAACCCAACCUCUUCAAUCAAAUCUUAUCGUUCUUAUCAUUACGCUCUCUGAAUCUCUGAGGAUUUUUUUUGUUGUUGUUGAGGAUCCGAUCGGGAGAUAUGGCGCAGAGGACUGAGAAGGAGGAGACGGAGUUCAAAGUACCGGAGACGAUCACGCUCUGCGUCAACAACUGCGGUCUGACUGGGAAUCCGGCGACGAAUAAUAUGUGUCAGAAGUGCUUUAAUGCUGCUACGGCGGCGUCGGCGACGGCGUCCAUGGCUAUGAAGUUUUCCGGUGAGAAAAGUCCGAGAUCUACGACGUCUCGCUCGCCGGAGAAAUUUCGGUUCAUUGCUGAGUCGAAGAGGAUUACGACGGCGGCUGAUCGUCCGAAGCCUGACGAAUCGGCCAAGCGAGUGGUGAAUCGGUGCUCCGGAUGUAGAAAACGCGUCGGAUUAACCGGAUUUAGGUGCCGAUGCGGAGAUUUGUUCUGUGCGGAGCACCGUUAUUCAGAUCGCCACGAUUGUAGCUUCGAUUACAAGUCCGCUGGUCGUGAGGCGAUCGCGAGGGAGAAUCCAGUGGUGAAAGCGGCGAAGAUCGUGAGAGUUUAAUCCGUAGAUUGAUUUGUUUAAAAAAAAAAAACGAAAGAAGAAUCGAAAGAUAAUGAAAUUUGUGAAAUCUCUGGGCUCUUUGUUUAAAUUUCCCUUUGGAGUUUAUCGAGGAUCAAAUCCUCAGAAUAUCCUCUCGAUCUUUACGAGAGAGAAGCAUGAGAGAUCGAGAAAAAUCCUUGAUGAAGAAGAUGAUGAUCGUUGUGUUUUCUCAGAUAAUUAUGUUCCUAUUUCAUUUUUUCUUUUUUUUUUUUUGGUUUGUUCGAAGAAAAAAAAAAGAGAAGAUUAUCGUGGC